This is a messenger RNA of Acanthochromis polyacanthus (spiny chromis), 9705 nucleotides long. It is a transcript of the gene prkcbb, whose product is annotated as protein kinase C, beta b. The record is from RefSeq and is a predicted model, not a curated record. Gene Ontology annotation, molecular function: diacylglycerol-dependent serine/threonine kinase activity; ATP binding; zinc ion binding. Lineage: Eukaryota; Metazoa; Chordata; Actinopteri; Pomacentridae. The transcript is spliced from 17 exons. Gene Ontology annotation, biological process: protein phosphorylation. The coding region runs from base 295 to 2337 and encodes 680 amino acids.
CUCAGCUGCAGUUGGGCUAUCAGAAGAAAAAACGAGGAAGCGGAGUGAAGCAAAGCAGCGUUGCUCCGUCAACUCAACAGAAGGACAAGAGAGCAAACAUCAGAAAACAAAGUAGCAGAAACUAAACUGCGUUUUAAACUCCUCUGCCCGGGAAACAGAAAGACGCUCCAGCUGCUCCAGAGACGCGCAUUUUUUUUCUUUCUCUUUCUCCUUUUCCUCCCCUCAUCUCCUGACACCGACAACAGGUGAGCUUCACCUGGCGGACCGGGCUGCUGCACACACACACCGGGAAUCAUGGCAGAUUCGGCGGCGGCCAACAGCGACGGCGAGGACGGACCCCGCGAGCCCAUGCGAGGCUUCGCGCGCCAGGGGGCUCUCCGGCAGAAGAACGUGCACGAGGUGAAGGACCACAAAUUCAUCGCGCGCUUCUUCAAGCAGCCCACCUUCUGCAGCCACUGCACCGACUUCAUCUGGGGUUUUGGCAAGCAGGGAUUCCAGUGUCAAGUGUGUUGUUUCGUGGUUCACAAACGUUGCCAUGAGUUCGUCACUUUCUCCUGUCCAGGAGCUGAUAAAGGACCUGCCUCAGAUGAUCCAAGGGCAAAGCAUAAGUUUAAGAUCCACACCUACUCCAGCCCGACCUUCUGUGACCACUGUGGCUCUCUACUCUACGGCCUCCUACACCAGGGCAUGAGAUGUGACCACUGUAUGAUGAACAUCCAUAAGCGCUGUGUGGCCAACGUCCCCAGCCUGUGUGGAACAGACCACACUGAGAGGAGAGGUCGCAUCCAGAUCACCGCUGAGGUCAAGACUAAUGUUCUCACUGUUACCAUCAAAGAGGCCAGGAACCUGGUUCCCAUGGACCCCAACGGUCUGUCAGACCCCUAUGUGAAGCUCAAACUGAUCCCAGAUCCUCGCAGCGAGAGUAAACAGAAGACCAAGACCAUAAAAUGCUGUCUCAACCCCACCUGGAAUGAGACCUUUAAAUUCCACCUGAAGGAGUACGACAAAGACCGCCGUCUGUCUGUGGAGGUGUGGGACUGGGACCUGACCAGCCGCAACGACUUCAUGGGAUCGCUGUCCUUCGGCAUCUCAGAGCUCCAGAAACUAGGAGUGGACGGAUGGUUUAAGCUGCUCUCCCAGGAAGAAGGCGAGUACUUCAACGUUCCCGUCGCUCCGGAGGGGGAGGAGGGCAACGAGGAGCUACGGCAGAAGUUUGAGAGAGCUAAGAUUGGUCCAGGCAAGAACACAGAAGGCAAGUCUGCCAAUGCUGCGUCCCGGUUUGACUCCAACGGCAACCAGGAUCGCAUGAAGUUGGCCGACUUUAACUUCCUGAUGGUGCUGGGCAAGGGCAGCUUCGGCAAGGUGAUGCUGGCGGAGCGCAAGGGGACAGAGGAGCUGUUCGCCAUAAAGAUCCUCAAGAAGGACGUUGUGAUCCAGGAUGAUGACGUGGAGUGCACCAUGGUGGAGAAGAGAGUGUUAGCUCUGGCCGGAAAGCCUCCGUUUUUAACACAGCUGCACUCCACCUUCCAGUCUAUGGACCGUUUGUAUUUUGUCAUGGAGUACAUAAACGGCGGAGAUCUCAUGUAUCAGAUACAGCAGGUCGGCAAGUUCAAAGAGCCCCAUGCUGUGUUCUAUGCUGCUGAGAUCGCCAUUGGUCUGUUUUUCCUACAUCAAAAGGGCAUCAUCUACAGAGACCUGAAGCUGGAUAAUGUCAUGCUGGACUGUGAGGGCCACAUUAAGAUCGCAGACUUUGGCAUGUGUAAAGAAAACAUGAAUGACGGAGUCACCACCAAGACCUUCUGUGGAACACCAGACUACAUCGCUCCUGAGAUUAUCGCCUACCAACCUUAUGGAAAAUCUGUGGACUGGUGGGCCUUUGGAGUGUUGCUGUACGAGAUGUUGGCUGGACAGCCUCCAUUUGAUGGCGAGGACGAGGAUGAGUUAUUUCAGUCCAUCAUGGAGCAUCACGUCUCCUAUCCCAAGUCCAUGUCCAAGGAGGCUGUCGCUAUCUGUAAAGGGCUAAUGACGAAGCAUCCAGCGAAGCGACUGGGCUGUGGUCCGGAGGGGGAGAGAGACAUCCGAGAUCACAGCUUCUUCCGCUACAUGGACUGGGAGAAACUGGAGAACAAGGAGGUGCAGCCUCCUUUCAAACCCAGAGCUUGCGGACGGGAUGCUGAGAACUUUGACCGUUUUUUCACACGCCACCCGCCGGUGCUGACCCCUCCUGACGAGGAAGUGAUUCAGAACCUGGACCAAGACGAGUUCCAGGGAUUCUCCUUUAUCAACCCCGAGUUCCCAGGAAACGCUGCUACCACCACUGACACCGAGCAGGCUUGAUUUCAGCUCAUGCACGGACACAUGGACACACACACACACACACAAAUAAAUCCACAAUCCUCUCUCCGGUAUCAGCCAUGCAUACCCUGGAAGAUACACACAUACACAAACAUGUUAACUUUAAAUAUCAUGGAAGUCAUGACGAACAGAUUGAACUUUGAACACAGAUUUCUUGUUCACACUGUUGCAGCUCAGACGAUGUGUUGGCUCUGAUCUGAAGGUGAAGAACCUGACUGCAUGUACUGUAGCACUCUGGUGGAAGUAGGAAAUUAACCUGAGAAGUUGAGAUAAUUGCAUUUAAAGAAUUCUUUCAUGCUUAUUUGUAAUCAAAUUAUUGCUACAGUUUGUCACUGACUUUGUCCUAGCAUCAUUUUUGAGAGGCUUAUUACUAUAAACUAGUGUUUUAAUGUUAUGCAUGAUCCAGUUAAUACCAUAUGCAAAGAAACCAAAAGCCUCUGAGUCACCACAAGCUUUUUGAAUCCAAGUGAUUUUGCAAUUUGGAUGACUUUCAACUGCUCCUGCUCACAGUGUGAACAACAAGUUGUGUUCACUUCGCUAUACAUGAUCAGAAUAAGGAUUAGAAAUUAAUUGGGGCCCUUUAAAGUUCAGAAAUUUUAGAAUUUCAACUCAAAGACAAAAUUGUUUGGAUAAUUAGAGCACCAUUUUUACAUGACUGAAGAGCAAUUAAACUGACACAAGCAUGUUUAUUUAAUAAAAAAAAAUAUCCAACUUCGCUACAGAAUAUCAACAAGUCAGCUCACUCUUACACACAACUGCAAGGUUUCCUGUGUAACAUAGCUGCAGCAGUCCAUGUUAUGACUUUUAUUUGGGUGGAAAUUGUGAUUUUUACCUUUUCUUUUCCUCAUUUAUCAGCUAUUCCAGCACAUUUUGGUUUAGGCUUGUAAUUUCUGUGUGCUUUUUUAAUGAGUGUAUAAUAAUAAUAAUAGUGUCUGUAUCCUUAUAUUAGCUAAAACUGGAAUGCUUGACAUACAUGCAUGAGAUUCUAUAUCAUGGAUAGCCCUGGAUCUUGUCUCCCAAUGGCAUUUUAGCAAAAUGUUGUACCACAAAUAUCAGAUUUUUCGUCUGCUGAUUACUGUCCACCCAACACUGGGCUCAGAAUGAUAAAAUGUGGUUGGGAACUGUAGUCUUUAUAGAGGGUGUCAGUCAGUUAAAUAGAUUGAUAGAUAGAUAAUACUAUUUCUUAUACUCUGUUAUCUUGUAUUUAAGCAAUGAAAGAGACUAGCGGUUAGUUUCUUUGUGUUUUACAGAAGCAUGAUUCCAAUACCUGGGCAUUUGUUUACAGUGUGUGUGUGUGCGUGCGUGUGUGUGUGUGUGUGUGUGUGUGUGUGUGUGUGUGUGUGUGUGUGUGUGUGUGUGUGUGUGUGUGUGUGUGUGUGUGUGUGUGUGUGUGCACAUGUAUGUUUUCUAUGUGUGUGAACAAGUAUUGUGCAUAAAAAUGCACGUUUGCAUUUUCGUAUGUGUCUAUAUUGGCUUCCCAACGCCUUGCCUGGCCUAGUGUUUACGUUUGUUUGUAUGGCGAAUAUCAGCAGCCCCUUCAUAUUAAGCAGUAUUAGUAGGAUUUCACUUUGCUUUUGGUUAGCAGCUCAACGAGUGGCAGAGAAGGAACCGGGAGACAGCGGUAGAGGAGAAAAAUGAGCAUUUAAUGUAGAAGUGCAUUUUAAUUGAAACAAUAGCUUUUAGUCAUGGACUAGUCUUAGCAACGUCCUUCUUAAAUUUUGUUUUUGAAUCAUUAUUGGCUGCAGUUUCCACCCAUAGAGUUCCUGGACAGCACCACCUUACAACCAUGGCUGAUUUUACAAAAAAUGUUUUAAAAAAGUUCUCGUCUGACCAUCUCAUAUUUGUCAGAUUUAUUUUCUUUUCAUGCAUAUGUUAUUAACCCAUAGAUGCACGAGUGAUUAGACCCUACACUCUUCCGUAAAUGGGUCAGAAAUUACCCGUAAAAGAAUCAAUGUGUUUCUUAUUUGGAUGAGAAUAGGCAUUUGUAUUUUUGUUUGUAUUAUAUUUUGGUCCACACAAGAAUGAUUUCAUGUUUGAAAUAUGUUUGUUUUUCACUUUAUAACAGAUUUUGAACAUUUUGAUAAUUGAAAAAGGAGAUUACACAGAACAGCAAUAUAAGAAUGUCAACAUCCAUUUUGUUGACUUUUUCCAACAUUAUAUAAAGCAAUGUUAGCUCGUUUAGUUAGCUAGCUAGUGUAACUAUAAAGUAGGCUAAUAUGAUAAUACAUAAUAAUAAUAAUAAUAACUUAUAUUCUUUCAUGCAAGAAUUAUGAAUGUGCAAGUAUGCUGAAAAAUAUCUAUUUGAUGGUAUCUGAUUUCUUCUGUGGUAGAAAAUGCAGCUAAUACUUACAUGCAUCAGCUCUUGCUGUGCAAAAUAAUCUUCCUGAUGUCCACACCCCUGACAUAGUGUGUGUGGUCCACAGUAAAUUUAUUCCUGAUAGUCACAAUUGGUAAGAAUCACAGGUUUCCAUGAGACUCUACAGGAAAUGCAUGCGGAUCAUUUUUGACACACUUAUGGAAGCUUGAAGUAGUAACACAAAUAUUCUAAUUUCUUAAAUAAUAUAAAAGGUGACUUUAAAAUUUGAAUGGAAUGAUAUCAAAAACCUGUUUUUUGAGGAAUAAAAAACAGGUCCGUCCGUCCCGAACCUUGUCAGCGCGAUAUCUCAAGAAGGAGUAAACCGAUUUCAAUUCUUUUUGGCAUCAAGAUUCCUAAUGCCAAUACGGAGACACCAGUCGAUUUUGGUGACCUUCACUCAAUUUUCAAGGUCAUUAUGACAAAAAACAUGUUUUACACUUGCAAAACCUUGUCAGCGCGAUAUCUCAAGAAGGAGUGAAUCGAUUUCAAUUCUUUUUGGCAUCAAGGUUCCUAAUAGGAAUACAGAGACACCAGUCGAUUUUGGUGACCUUCACUCAAUUUUCAAGGUCAUUACGACAAAAACAUGUUUUAAACUUAGGAAAGCUUGUCAAUAUGAUAUCUCAAGAUAGUAUGAACAGAUUUCAAUUAUUUUUGGUACCAAGGUCCCUACUGGGAAUAUGUAUACACCACGUAACUUUGAUGACCUUCUCCAGAUUUUCAAGCUCGUCACAUCGAAAACAUGUUCAACACUUACAAAAAGCGGCGGGGGAUAUAGUCACGUGAGUGACAACCUCUUGUUUAUUUUGCAUUUAUGGACAAUAUUUGAACAUGCAUUGAGCAGGCCUGUUAGGUGAAAUCAUCUUGAAGAGUUCUGUAAUAUUGUAACUGGGCUAAAGUAAAAGUCAUGAUUUUCCAACUCGCUUCACAAUAAUUUUAUCAAAGAUGAUACUACAAACAAUUUUGUUAAUCGUUAAAAUUGAAGAUGGUCAGACAGAGGGCAUUCGGUGAACUGAGGCAGAAGGACCCAACUAGACCCAGAUCCCUCCUUCUAAAAUUCAAAUUCAGCACCCGAGCAUUUCAAAAAAGUUACUAGGAAAAAAUUUUAAAAAGUCGAAAAGAGAACAGAAACAGACCUAAAUGUCUUGUGGCCAUGGAUAUUUUUAUGUAAUCUUUUGGAAGUUUGAAGCUCAGCUCACUGUGACUGGUGUUUAUCUGCUCUGUGUGUGCAGUAAGAAUUUCCAUGUAGUAGAAGUGGACGCAGGUUACAGCUUGACCUCCCGAAGCAGGAGAAAGUGAGUGUGUGUGUUUCUACUUUUGUUUUCCCUAGCUAGCAAUAAUCCUGCUGACAGGAAGACAGAACUGUAGGUUAGAACUGCCAGUGAUUUACAUACAGAGGCAAUGAGGUUAUUAGUGGGUCUUUUCCACUCUGCCAGAGGAGAGAAGUGUUUGUACUUUAUGUACCACUCUUCAUCACAGAGGGGCAUCGGGGGAGUUUGUUUCUGCAAAGUGGACACAUUGACAUUCUGGUCAAACACUGGUGUUCAUCAGUAGUUUUUUGCAUUUACACUCCCCUCCAGAAAUAUUGGAGCAGUGAGACCAAUGCUAUUAUUUUUGCUGUAGACUAAAAACAUUUGACAUCAAAUGAUGAAUAUGAGACAAGAGAUCAACAUUUCAGCUUUUAUUUCCUGCUAUUUACAUCUGGAUCUGAUAGCAUAUUUUUGAAGUGAAGUAAGUAGAUUAAAGUGAAUAAGACUUAAUAUUUAGUUGCAAUCCUUUUUGUACAAUAACUGCAUCAAGCAUGUGACCCACUGACAUCACUAAACUGUUACAUUCUGGCUCAUUCCAGAAUUGGAGAACAUUUGGGAUUCAAAAUUUUUGAAAAAUAGACCUUCUCUUUUAAAAUUUUCUGCUGUGUAUUCAUCAAUAAUAGGUAAUAAACUAUCAAAGGCUGGACAUCAAUGGCACCAUUUUUAUUCCAUGUUUUAUUUGUUGUUUGUUAACCCUACUCUAAUCACAGUAACAGGGUUGUUAAUCUAUGCUAAUGUUAGCUUUUUCUCAGGAGUAGAAGCUAGCUGUUACUGCUGACCAAGAGGACAAACAUACUGAUGGAAAAAAGUAAAAGAAUUUGUCUUAUCCUGAUAAUAUGCAUCACAAGGUUGCAUGAGGUAGAGUGAGACAUUUAGUCAAGGCCAUAGGCGUCAGUUUGGGGGGGACGGUGGGGAUGUGUCCCCCCCACUUUUUGUCAGGGGUCAUUUUGUCUCCAACACAUUCAAAUUCUUCAUAUGUAAGCCGUUGUAAACCCAGUUAUUUUCAGCAGUAUAGAAAAUUCCGACGCUCCUGAACGCACCGUCCGCACUCCGCCGAGAGUUGCACAGACAUGCAGCACACCUUCGUGAGGUUAAAAAAAAAUGUGCAGAUGCUAAAUUUGCGCCCGUGCCAAGUGGAAGCUCCGACCAGAGACGUGCAGGGGCAAAAUUUCGGCCCGGGAGAAUUAGUACUAUAGCAGCCCACAGACCCCUCUACCUGUAUGUACCGAUAGCUCUACAGGUUGAGCCUCUGCCUUUGGUGUGGUGGUUGUGAGUUCGAGCCCAGUUUGUGGAAUUUUGCCACCGUUCUUCGACAUUUUCUCAAAGUGCUGUGGUCUCCACCCCCCCCCCCCCCCACCCCCCCACACACAUACACACACUUUUAAAAACAAACUGACGCCCUUGGUCAAGGCUGACAAUAUUAUGAAAAUAUGAAAAAUAAAAGAGAGGGGUGAUUCACUUUUGUGGAAAACACGUUCCAUGCAUGAUAAUUAUUAUUUAAAAUCUUAUGUUGAUUAAAAAAUGUUCCCACAAUUACAAAAUACAUCAAUGAAAAAAAUGACACAUAGAAAAGGAGAUUAAAUUUCAUUUUACCUGCUUUAUUUGAGAUUCAAUUUGGUCAUCAGGGGGGUGAGACGAGAAAAUUGUCAUUUUAGAGGAUACUCCAGACUUAUUUGGUAUUUUAAAACCAUUUUCAAACAUUCUUUUCUCUUAGUUUUUAGGUUUUUUUUUUAGAUUUGGUCUCAGGACAAUUAAAUUCACACAACAACUGCAUGUUUUAGUAUUUUGUACAUGGAUUAUUUGGAAUGUGAUGGGUGAAUAUAUGUCCACCACUUCUGGAAUGACCCUUCUUCUUUUGUGAUGCUUUUCCAGCCUUUCACCUUUUUUCAGUCUACAAUGAAAAUAAAGGAAUUGGCCUCACUGUUCCAAUACUUUUGGAGUGAAGUGUAUGUCUGCUACUCAGAGUAAAAUUUGUUAAUUUUUCUGGAAGGCAUUUGAAGACAGACCAGAGUCUGAGUCGGACUGGAUCCAAAUUCUACUUCAUUUAGGUCAGACGAAGCCUUGUUCCACAAGUCACAGGUGUGUGUGUGAAUAUGUCCAAUCCGAUAAAUGAAUCCAAGGACCCAGCUGACUUUUAAUACAUGGAAUGUAUUAUCCUCAAAAGACUAUGUGAGGACAUUCCAGGAAAUCAGAUUUGUGCUGUUGGAAAACAAUUACUUGUUUGAAUUUAAUUUACAGAUAUGGGAGUGGUUAUAAAAUGAUCUUCUAUCGCCCAGUUAGUUACAAAAUAUGUAAAAGGUGGCCAUACUUAUAUCAACUAGACUUCCAAGAGGUUGAUUCUUGGAAUUAGUUUCUGUGAUUUUAUAUUUGCUCUGAGGACAUUAUCAUUUUGCUGUUCUCUCCUAAUCAGAUGUUAAAUGAUAGCACCUUAUGUUUCUGGUGUUCUCUGUAUAAGUGUAUGUUUGGGACGAAUCCAUUUUGUGUGUUUUGGAUCUGGUCUACCUUGAAUCAGGUCUGACUGACUGUGUGGACUCUGGGGUGUUGGUAGUUUUAUGCAGUUGAAAUAUUAUCAUACAGCUGAUUCAUUUAAAGGAUUAACACUUGUUUGUCACUGUCAGCAUUAUUACACAUUAUUAUGAAGAUAAAGAUCACUGACAUCUGAGAAUAUCUUUAAAAGUGACUACAAUUUAGUAGAAGAUCGAUGUUGGUCUGAUAGCUGUAGUUACAUGUAAACUGGUGUUAGAGUCCUCUGCAUAGAUUGUAUACAGUCUGAAAUAUGCUGUCAUUUACAGUUAAAGUGAAACCAGCUUGAUUUUUGCUGUGGUUUAGAGGUGGAUGAUAAAGAGGUGGAAAAAACAAAGGUAGCAAAAGCCAGGUCAGAAAUUCAGAUGGGAAAGCCACACUUUGAAGGUUGUUAUUUCCUCCUUUCAAAGCUUUGUCAAUGAAUACUUUCACGCUUGGUCCCAUAUAACACACUCAAAUGGAAUGUAUUAUAUUAAGAAAGUAAUUUGACAUUUUGAUUCCAUUACUGGAUGGAACCAAAGUCAGAGUAAACACCUGGAUCCUGUCUGAGAUCUCCAGUCAAGUCCUGCAAUAAAGAGCAGUUUUGCUGGUUUCAUAUUUCAUCCAUAAUUGUGAGUAUAUAAUUGAAUGCAUGUGUGUCCAUUAUCUGUGUUCUAUUUCUACUAUCAGUGUUUAUUUCAGUCAUCAUCCCCUGAAUUCUAACAGCAACAACAAAUACAUAUAUAUGCUAAUACAGAAACAUAUAUAUUACUGUGUCAAAUAUUGGUAUUUGCAUAUAAUUAAACCUAUUGUCAGUGUUUUAAAGAAGGAGAAGAGGAAAGGUCUUACUCCAGGAUUGGUAUUUUUAUCUCUAUGAUUCCUUCCUGCUGAAGGAGAAACAAAAUGAACUCUGCAUGAAAAAAAAUGCUUUUGUUUGACCUUUUUAUUAGUUAGGAUUUAUAUACAUUAAACAUAUUAGGAUGGUCCAUGUUUUCUGUAUCAGCAGUGCUUCAAAAGUGUGAUCCAAGCUACGUUUAUGUGCGCUGUGUGUGAAAAUACAUAUAUAUCUAAAGAAGAAAAAAUGCUUUUCACAAUGCUUUCCAUGUGCCAAAUAUUUUUUUUGUUUGUUUUCCAAAACAAAAAACAAAAAUGCAGACAUACCUAAAAUAAAGAAAUUAAAAGCGG